ACCUAGUUAUAGCCGUGCUCUCUUCGGCGCACACACAUCACGUACACACAAACACCACCCCAAUACCUUUCGUUCCGCUCGCCUCACUGCGUCCCCACUACCAUAUAGCCGUAUACGCUCGCUUCCUUCCAUUCCAUCAUCCCUUGGCCAUCUUGAUCCCUCCUCUCCCUCCCUCCCUGGCUCCCUCGCCCUUGAUAAGUGAGCGAGCGCCAAGAACCAGCAGCAGCGGCGCGCCUUCUUCCACGCACGCGCGGCGCCCCCCAUGUCGUCGGGAGAGUUCCACUUCCACGACGAGCUGGCGUCACUGUUCGCGCAGCGGCCGGCGCCGGGGCCGGGGGAGAUGAUGACGCAGCAGCAGCAGGCGCCGCCGGCGUCGUGGUUCGCGGACUACCUGCACGCGGGAGCGCCCGGCGCGGGCGGGAUGGACUACGACCUGCUGUGCCGCGCGCUGGACCUGCCGGUGCCGGGGGACGACGUCGUCAAGAGGGAGAUGCUGGUGGUGGACACGGGCGGGGGAGGCUUCGGCGCGCCCACGCCCACGCCCAGCGGGGGCGGCACGGCGCCGGUCACGCCCAACACCACGUCGUCGAUGUCGUCGUCCUCCAGCGAGGCGGCGGGCGGCGGCGGCGGCGGAGCCGGUGGCUUCGGCGCCGGGGAGGAGGACUCGCUCAAGAAGGAGGAAGGGGAAGGGGAGGAGAGCAAGGAGCUUGGAAAGGGGGAGGACGACGCUGACAAGAGCAAGAAAGGGGCGGCGGCGGGGAAGGCCAAGGGCAAGGGCGAGAAGCGGCAGCGGCAGCCGCGGUUCGCGUUCAUGACCAAGAGCGAGGUCGACCACCUCGAGGACGGCUACCGGUGGCGCAAGUACGGCCAGAAGGCCGUCAAGAACAGCCCAUACCCCAGGAGCUACUACCGGUGCACGACGCAGAAGUGCCCCGUGAAGAAGCGGGUGGAGCGGUCGUUCCAGGACCCGGCGGUGGUGAUUACCACGUACGAGGGCAAGCACACGCACCCCAUCCCGGCCACGCUCCGCGGCAGCACCCACCUCCUCGCCGCGCAGCUGCACCACCACCACCACGCCGGCGCAGGCGGCCACCACCUCGGUGGCGUCUUUCCGCCGCCACCGCUGCCGCAGAUGGGCGCGCCGCCGUUCGGGCGGGCCGGCGUCCUCGACGUGCUGGGCCUCCUGCCGCCCCGCGGCGCCCACCACGGCCACACCGUGCCGCCGGCGAUAGGCCUCGCGUCGUCCCGCGGCAUGAGCGGCCCGAUGAGCACCGUCGCGGGCGCGACCACCGCCAACGCCUCGUCGUCUCCCCCGUCGCUCCAGAUGCAGCACUUCAUGGCGCAGGACUACGGGCUCCUGCAGGACAUGCUGCCGCCGCCACCCUUCGUCCACAGCAACGGCGGCAACAUUCAGCCCUGAAUGAAUUGAUGGUCACCACCGCCACAGGCAAGCUAAUGGAGAAGGAAGCUAGAUAAGAGAUAGUAGUACUUAAUUUGGUUCUUGUUAAUGCUUAACCUCUUUAAUCUCCUCUUUUUUCACCGAUUUAAUCCUCUAGAUAUGAUCGAUGGAUCGGUUCUUGAUUUGUUUUUUUCCUUCCCUCCUGUGCUGCGAGACACAUGGCGCUACAGAGGUUUUCUGGCGCCUGGUCUCGUACCAUUUCUAUGAUCAUCAUCUAGCUAGUCCUUGCUGAUAGUACUAGCGGUUCUUGUACAUGUACCUAAUCAACCAACAGCUCAUGCAUUGCACUCUAGCUAUGCUGCUGCAGUACUGGCCAUGGGCUAUGAUAAUUUUAUGCUAGCUCCUCUUUGCAUUCC
Messenger RNA from Setaria italica (foxtail millet), 1815 nucleotides. RefSeq names its product probable WRKY transcription factor 48. Lineage: Eukaryota; Viridiplantae; Streptophyta; Magnoliopsida; Poales; Poaceae. The record is from RefSeq and is a predicted model, not a curated record. The transcript is spliced from 3 exons. Bases 263 to 1420 code for a protein of 385 amino acids. Gene Ontology annotation, biological process: regulation of DNA-templated transcription. Gene Ontology annotation, molecular function: DNA-binding transcription factor activity; sequence-specific DNA binding.